Messenger RNA from Cryptococcus wingfieldii CBS 7118, 2946 nucleotides. RefSeq lists its product as hypothetical. Gene Ontology annotation, molecular function: zinc ion binding; DNA binding; DNA-binding transcription factor activity, RNA polymerase II-specific. Bases 1 to 2946 code for a protein of 981 amino acids. The record is from RefSeq and is a predicted model, not a curated record. NCBI's taxonomy places the organism in Eukaryota, Fungi, Basidiomycota, Tremellomycetes, Tremellales, Cryptococcaceae. Gene Ontology annotation, biological process: DNA-templated transcription; regulation of DNA-templated transcription. The transcript has 16 exons.
AUGCCCAGUAUCCCUCAUCCUUUCACCAGUCGUGAUCAAAAGUCCACCAGCGAUACCGCGAGACCUUUCCCCUCUCCCGGGAGCCCUCGUCUUGGGGCUUCAUCAGCGGCACAGCACGGCCAGCCUGUCAAGCAUAAUCCUGCCGAGUCAUACUCUGCCGGAGACAGCAGUGUCUCCGCCAGUCGCCCAGGGACUUCGGAAGGUCUACGUAUGACAUCGGGGGGAGGUGCACCAUCCAGGAAGGCGUCGGAUGAACCUAUGCUAUCCUGGGACGAGGCUUCACAAGUCCCUUCAAGACCUACUUCAUCCCAGGGCAAGGCAAUUCGCAGAGGAGUGUUGAAGUCCAACACCUCUUCUUUUCCCACAGAAGCUACCAAGGGGGAAUCUUCUAAUGAUCCCAUGGACAACGAUGAGCUAGACGUGGACCGCAAGUUGGACCACCGGAAGCGUAAAAGAAACAAAGUCAUUCGUAGCUGCGUCCAGUGCCAUUCUCAUAAGCGCAAAUGCGACCGUAAACGACCUUGCGGUAGAUGCAUUGCUUUGGGCCUUACUGGGAACUGCGUUUACGAGAUCGAUGAACAACGUGAUCCAAAUGAUCCGGAGGUAGCUGAGAGUGAUCGUUUGCGCCGGCGCGUUGCGGAGCUCGAGCAAGUAGUGCGCGAUCUGCGACAGAAACCCUCUGCGCGAGCUCCAGCACCUAGCAAAGCUGCCUCGAUUCUAGACCAUGGCAGUGAUGGGGAAAACCGUCGCGUCAUCAUUGAUAGGUAUGCCCGCUUCAAGCUAGACGAAGCUCAGGCAGCGGACAACGUUGCUCGCCUAGGACAAAGUUCAGCUCCCGUCACUGUCAAAGCGGAAAGAUCGUCUCAAGAGGCAUCCGGUGGAUCAGCCGAUUACAGGGCUGAGCCGUACACGGCCAACCUCCUUCCGGGUGACGAGAUCAUGCACGACACCAGCGGUAGGACGGUAUAUCUGGGUGCUUCUGCUGGUCAAUCAAUGCUUCGAAGUCUCAAAGAAUUGGCUUCCGCAAAAGGCGACAGCGGUCUUUUGGCUGUGCCCGAAGAUGGCGUGUAUUCAGGUGCUUUCCCGAAUCUCAGAAAGACCUUCCCCUUCACUACUAUCUGGAGUCACGAGAAUUUCUGCGGAGAAAUUAUAGGUCUUCUGCCUAACCAAGCUCAAUCUGAACUUCUCUGGGAGGAUUGGGCCAAUACUUAUGGUUCUUAUGUGAGCCCAUUCCACAUACCGUCGCUCAAACAAGAGUACAGCAGCUUGUUUGCCAAGCUGCCCGACGAAAAAAUGAGCGUCCCUUUGUCCGCCCUAGCUGUAAUUCUUACCAUUUGCGCCUUGGGAUGCUUAUCAAGAGCUACCGCCGCAGAAAUGUUCGGACAUCCGAAUCGUGCUCAAAGGACCCCUGAUGACCUCGGAGGUCCGGAUGUCAAGGAGCCCAAAGACUUGACUACAAGCCGUUUGCAGAGCGAGCUGUAUUGUGGGCUUGUGAGCGAAAGAGCUGCAGAUGCGUGGGCCAUCGGCGGGAAUAUGAUCAAGCAAGCAACGGCGCUCGGGCUGCACAGAGACCCUCUGAGUCUUGACCCACGUGUAUCGGCACGCGAAGCUGAAGUAAAGCGGCGUGUAUGGUGGUCCGUGGCAUCUCUAGACGCCAUGUUCUCAAUCUUCUUCGGGCGUCCGAGCAGUAUCAACUUCUACACGACCAAUCUGCCGCAGGACAGAGCCGACGAGGAGCUUUCAGAAUCUCCGGGAAGUGCUCGAGAGUUAUCAACGUCCAAUGACUUGGACAGCAGAAUAACAGACCAGACUUUCCACACCGCCUACUAUCAACUGACUAUACCGUCUUUCGAAUUUCUCGAUGGUAUCUUCUUUGUUGAUCGGCAAGCUAGCCGGGAGGCACUAUACAAGUGGUUCUCGCCUCCACCGGACGCGCACAUGGCCUCUGAGGAGUCCCCCAAGCCCAAGCAUACAUACCGAGAUGCACUGCGGCUAGCAGAGGACUUGCGGCGGUGGUAUUCUCAUGUCCCCGACGGUCUUCGACUGGACGUCAACGAUAGUGUAGAAGAUCUGCACAAGUCAAGAAGUCGAAAGCGAUUGGGACAGACAUUAGCCUUGUGUAUCAAGACUUGGACUUUGACCUUGGUAAUCCAUCGCCCUUACCUCAGAGCAGAAGCCGACCCGGCCGCUUACCCGGAGUCCACCGCUUACUGCUCAGAAGCCGCCCAUAUGGUGUUGAAAGCAUACCGUGCAAUGGCCGGAGCUGAUAUCUCUCUUGUGUGGGCGGUCUGGUCAAUGUCAUACAGGGCCUUCCAAGCGGCUGCUGUCUGCGCAUUUCUAGCUUUAAGACAGCCCGGUACGGAGCUGGCUGCCAAGUGUACAGAGGACCUACGAGGCGCCAAAGAGAUAUUUGCAGGGAGACUGUCAACCUGGUUCAGUUCCCAUCCUGUUCAGAGCGACCUCUGUCAAGGCAUCAUUCAACUCGACAAACUUGUGUCCUUGGCCAAUGAUCAACACCGUCGGUCGCCAGCUCCCAUCACCUCGUAUAACGGCAUGUCUCCCGCAAUGUUUGGAUUCUUUGACGGUCCCCCAACCAAUGCUGGGAUUGGUGGCUCUCAGGUCGAACAGAAGGCGCCGCCUACACCUCUCACAGAGGUCCGGGCAUUUCAACGCCCUGCCUCGUCUGCCCGACCACUCAACGCAGCAGGCGCUUUCCAAACGAAUCCAGCUCAAUUUCCAAGCGGGAAUGAUUAUGGUCUGCCCAGGUCUUCCCAAUAUAACGGCGGCCUCUACAAUAUGGAUCAAGCAGAUUCCCUUGCCACAUCUCUAUCUGGUGACUUCAACGGGCCCAGCCCUCUCGCGUUACCUGGGUUCUGGGCGUCGAUGUUUGGCAUCAAGGUGGACAAAGAUGGGGAUGAGGCCUGGCAAUCAGAAAUGGUCUGGUAG